Messenger RNA from Geosmithia morbida, 327 nucleotides. Its product is annotated as prefoldin subunit 4. Lineage: Eukaryota; Fungi; Ascomycota; Sordariomycetes; Hypocreales; Bionectriaceae. Gene Ontology annotation, cellular component: cytoplasm; prefoldin complex. The transcript is spliced from 4 exons. The record is from RefSeq and is a predicted model, not a curated record. The coding region runs from base 1 to 327 and encodes 108 amino acids. Gene Ontology annotation, biological process: protein folding.
AUGUCUGGAAUACUGGGGCGUCGCAUGCUCUCCAAGGCCGAGGAGGAGGGGUCAGACGAGGUCGAGAAGGAGAAGGAGGAACUUGACGACCUCUCCACCGAGCUCGAGCUAGCAGAUGAAGACGAAAAGAUCCAAUACAAGAUCGGCGACUCAUUCUUCCACGUACCCCUGGAGCAGGCUCAGGAGAUGCUAGGAUCAGCCACCGAACGAACAGAAGAGGAGUCGGACGCGCUGGAGGAGAAGUUGAGCAAGAUUCAGGACGAGAUGAAGCAGCUCAAGGUAGAGCUCUACGCCAGGUUUGGCAAGCAAAUCAACUUGGAGACCUAA